Molecule: messenger RNA, 3567 nt
Organism: Branchiostoma floridae (Florida lancelet)
Lineage: Eukaryota; Metazoa; Chordata; Leptocardii; Amphioxiformes; Branchiostomatidae
Product: mucin-17-like
Exons: 1
Source: RefSeq, a predicted model, not a curated record
CCAAACAUCAGCAUCACAGGCAGACAUUCAAACAAAUGUAUCAACAACAAAAGCACCACCAACAGAGAAAGUUUCGGCUCCAAUGUAUCAAUCUUCUUCAGUAAAUAAGGAAACUAGCUUCCCUACAAUAAUGACACAAUCAACGCCAGAGUUACUCACCAUAGAUACAGGAGUUACAACUGGAAACUCAACAACCCAAAGAUCUACAAUGGAAAGGUCCCCAGCUGGUUCUUCUAAUGUGCCAUCACAUUCAUCAUCAAAAAUGCCAUUGGCUCAUACGACAACAAAGACAUCAUCAGAAAGAAGAACAGCAGGGCCAACAAGGCCUAUUUCUGUAUCAUCUGUCAUUUCAACCUCAAAACAGAUGCCAACAAAAGUCUUUUCAGCACCAACAACCGUGUUUUGGAAACAAGUCUCAACGUCUCAUGCACAAACAACCCAAGCAAUUACAGAGGCACAGACAUCGGUAGGACCAGCAUCAUCAACAGUUGAAGCUACGUCUACUACAUCUGCAGGACAACCCACAACACAAGUAACUUCCCCAUCGGCUACAACUGGAUAUUCAACAGUGAGACAAAGAACAACCACUAUGAUUUCAACAGCUCCUUUGAAUAAAAGAUCAUCUACAAUGUCGCAGUCUUCAAUACUUUCCACAACAAAGACAAUCUCACCAACAAUAACGGUGAUGAAAACGAGUGCGCCAGAUUGGCAAUCGUCCGUCCCUUUUACAACAUCAUCUCAAAAGGUGUCAACAAAUCAAAUAUCAACAAAACUUAAUGCAGGUUCUACACUUUCUCCAGCAAUGCCAUCAUCUGGCCCAUUGACAGCCACACCAUCAACGACGACUGCUUCAAAAUAUAAAAGCUCUGUAAAGACUACUCCUUUGACACUCAGUUCAUUGUCUCAGAAAAGGACUGAUUCACCACCGCCCUCCCCAUCAGAAGCUAGUUCUACCGCUAAAGUGCCUCUGCUUACAUCACAAGCCUCUCACUCGUCAGAAUCUUUAAGGAAGGUAUCAACAUUGGUGCAAUCAACUACCAAGGAACUGCCUUCACCAACCACGACAGAUGCAAUGUCCUCAGUAUCAACAGCUAAAAACUUUACAGUAACAGUUUUGUCAUUACCAAGAGUGCAGUCAACAAAGUCAACAGAAACUACUCAGAUGUCAACAUCCCUAAGCCCAACUGACUUAACCACAACACAUCUGCUAUCUGAACCCUUGUCUACUUCAGCACCCCUCGUGUCAUCAAAAGUGUCCACAUCCUUAACUUUGAAAAGAGAGUCAACAUCUUCGAGAGACAAUGAGACAACGAUCCAUUCCGAAAUACAGACAUCACCAUCAACCAUUCAGCCGCAUUCAUCAAUCACAAGUGCUGUUGUUACAUCUGAAGUACAUGCCACAGAGCAUGUGGCAUCUCAACCAUUAACUACAACAUCUUUGAAACUGACCUCUUUGAAAGGACAACGGUCAACAUCAGCAACAGGAGCAACCUCUCCUUCAGUAGAGCCACCAUCGACAAGAACAAGCGUGAUGCCCACACCUGAUACACUAUCUUCAAAGCAGACUAGGUCCAUGUCACGGGCUUCUGCGUCCAUCUCAUCAUUGUGGUCAAGUUCUGGGGCAACAUCAAUAACAAGUCCACCAAAGACUUCUUCUCCAGCUUCUGCUUCCACCUUUUAUUCAAUGAUGAGCCCAACAUUGCCACAUGUGACAUUGUCAACUUCUAAAGUGCAGCCUACUACAACAGAACAGUUCACCUCCCCAUCAUCAAUCACUGCAGCUUUAGAGCAAACAACUUCAGAACAAACAACAUUAACAUCUACGCAAGCCUCUUCAUCCAAUGUGACACCAACCUCGAAGUUAAUUUCGACGGUAUCACCAUCUGCAACUUCUUCAGAGUCAACUGCAGCAACGUCAACAUUUGAAUCGACUGCUUAUUUUACAAGUACUGAAGCACCAUCAACAAGUCAACCAUUGACCAGACAAUCAACAUCAUUGGUAUUUACUACAGACAAUGGUUCCUCAGAUGAACGGAGAACAACAUCAUUUUCAUCUCUCCUGAGUCCUACUGAGCUAAGAACAUCACUACCAACCAUUGAGACAGUAACAACGUCAUAUGUGCCUAAUUUGUCUGAGUUAAGCACAACCCCAGAAAAAUCUUCAAGUUCAUCAGGAACCUCCACGACAAUGUCAUUAAAAUCGACAAAAAUGAUGACGCCACAAUCAACCUCAACAAAACCAUUGUCAUCAAGAAGAUCAGCAACAUCUGAAACAUCCACGCAUACUAGCAGAGGCUUGAUACUUCACUCAUCAACUCAGCCAUUGUCUAUGUCAACACAGCAACCCACAGAGAUAUUGACAACACAGUCAAACACUGAAAAACCAGCCACAACAAAACCGUUGUCAGCAAAAAGAUCAACAAUUUCUGAACCGCCCACCCUGUUAUCACAUACUACCAGAGGCUUAAUGCUUCACUCAUCAACUCAGCCAUCGUCUAUGUCAGCACAGCAACCCACAGAAAUUUUGACAACACAGUCAAUCACUGAAUCAUCCACAACAAAGCUGUUUCCAUCAACACAGUCCACCCCCUUUGUGCCUUCCACAACACAAAUGUACUUGACAACAUUGACUUCAACAUCUUCAAAGCCUACUGCAUCCCACACAGCUUCUUCAUCCCCAUCAGAAACAGAAACGUCAACACCAUCAAUGUCAACAGUUCAGUCUGAUACUCCUUUUCUUGCCACAACGUCGUCUGAACCAUCAUCUUUGCCAUCACAUCGUACCAGAGGUUCAACGCUUGUCUCAUCAACCCAGCCAUUGUCUGUGCCAACUUUGCAGCCCACAGAAACAAUUAUGAAGAAUUCUUCUCUGGCAGAUAUGCUGACAUCAAAACUGACAGAUGUUUCUCCAUCAGAUUCUUACACAUUGGAGUCAACUUCUUCUGCAACUCAAGUAUCAUCCUCGCAGCCAAUAGAAACUCAUGUAAGCACAGGAGGCCCACCAGUGACCCAGACAGUAUCAGGAACAGAAAUGUCAUCAGCACGAUUGUCUACUGAGAAACUUUCAACAACAAAAAUGAUUUCACAAUCAACAGCAACUUUGGAAAAAUCCUCAGCAGUUUCAACAAAUACAAGGACAAUAGGGAAAAAUCCAACAUCCAAGGCACCAUCAUUGACUAUGUCGACUCUAAAACCAUCUUCAACACCUCUUAUAAUAGCAACGACCUCAUCACCGCUAACUAUGUCUUCAGAAGAAAUCUCAACAUCCUCAAGAUCAUCAUCUUCAGAGCCAACUCCAACAUUUAGCACAAGAGCUAGGACAUUGAGUACCAGAAAAGCAACUACAAUGAGCUCUCCAACUACAAGAUUACCAGUUGCUAUCCUAACUUCUCCAAGCGCUUUUAUAACAUUGCCGACGUCCUCAUUUCCAACACCAACAAAACCAAGCCUGAAUUCUCCUACAACACCUAUAUCAUCUAAAAUCCCAUCAACGUCUCAGGUAGUGUCCACUUCAGAAGUGACACAAUCAUUGUCGCCUUUCUUUUCAUCUUCCAAAAGUCCCACAAG